Molecule: messenger RNA, 1469 nt
Organism: Megachile rotundata (alfalfa leafcutting bee)
Lineage: Eukaryota; Metazoa; Arthropoda; Insecta; Hymenoptera; Megachilidae
Molecular function (GO): RNA binding
Source: RefSeq, a predicted model, not a curated record
ACACAUGAAAUAGGUUAUGUUUCCUCAUCCACACAUGUGUUGUCCUCACAGUAAACACUUUCUGACAUAAAUAAGAAGAUGGUUGUUUUAAAAGAUACAACUGAAGAUAUAGAAAUGACUGAAAUUAGCAUAUCAGAGCAAAAAAGACUGGAGUCAAUAAGAAAUAAGAAAAAGGCUUUCAGGUCCAAAGAAUUGAUAGUGCAAAAUGCGUUGAAAAAUUUGGAUAAGAAACCAAGCAAUAAUAAAAUAAUAUUUGAUGAAGACAUUGAUCAAAUAGAACAAACUGAAAGUAAAAAAAAAGCUAAGAAAAGGAAACGUGACUUGUUUGAUAAUGAUGAUAAUGAUGAAGGUGAUGAACCUAAUUGGGAUAAUGACAAACUCAGAGUUAAGGAAAAGAGGCCAAAGUUUGCUGGGUCCAAUGGAAUGGAUGAACGAUUUAAACUGGAUGAACGUUUCAUAGAAGAUGAUGUUCAGGAUGAAAAUGACACAACACAAAUAGAUGAUGAAUCUGACUUAAAAAAGGAAAAGGAAUUGGAACUAGAUAUCUUAGAAAAUAUUCUUGGGGUACCAUGUAAUACAAAAAAUAAGACUGCAACUACAGAGGCAAAGUCUGCAAAGAAAGGAAUGAUUAGAUAUGAUCCCACAAAAGAUAACCAUAAAGAAUAUGAAAUUACUACAGAGAAACCAGAGACAACUAAGAAAAAAGUUGAAAAGAAAAAGAAGACCAAAGAGAGGACAGAAAGUGUCACUGAAAAUCCACCUGUGGAAGUGUCCAAAGAUAUUUAUUUUUCAGUAUCAGAAUCUUUAACAAAGAGCUUAAAAGAAGGAGGACAAUUUAGUUUAUUAAAUAAAUUUGGAAGUACACAAAAUAAUGAGAAAGGAGAUGAUGACUAUAAUGCACCAACAUUGGAAACAUCAAAACCUCCAAAAUUUCAAUUUGAACCUCUGUCAAAAAAUCCAUUUAAAUAUGAUUCUUCUGAUGAUGAACACGAGGAUCAAGAAGCAUAUGAAAAUAAUGAGCAAAAUAUUAAAGAUGAUGUGGUUCAAGAUACACAUAAGUUCUUUUUCGACGUUAAUGAUACGCGUUUUAACGAAGCUGUAACUUUCUUUUCUAAAGAAUUCUCGGAGAAUGAUACAUUUAAAGAUCUUAGGCAUGAACUGAAACAAAUUGUGCGUUCGAAAAUUCGAAAUAAUAUUAAAAAGGUUCAACCAUUUGGGCGAAAAAACAAGAUAAAGAGGUUAUCUAAAAAGAUUCAUUAAACAAUUUAUUAAUCUUUUAAAAAUAUAAACAGGAACAUUAAUUUAUACAAAUGCCUUUACAAAAGUUUCUAGAAAAGAAAAAAUAAAAAUGCUGUAAGAAAAUAUAUAUAUAUAUAGUAUAUACAUACCAUACAAAUUUUAUUAAUACACAAUUAAUAUUUUAUCACUUAAUUAGUUACGAUUAUUCAUUUUUUAUACAAAUUCUUUAA